This is a messenger RNA of Anopheles funestus (African malaria mosquito), 2647 nucleotides long. RefSeq names its product mannose-1-phosphate guanyltransferase alpha (gene Gmppa). Gene Ontology annotation, biological process: biosynthetic process. Lineage: Eukaryota; Metazoa; Arthropoda; Insecta; Diptera; Culicidae. The transcript has 4 exons. Gene Ontology annotation, cellular component: cytoplasm. The record is from RefSeq and is a predicted model, not a curated record. The coding region runs from base 313 to 1599 and encodes 428 amino acids.
AUUGACGUGGAAUUGUUUAUUCACGGUGUGUUGCCAGUUGAAAAAAAAAUCGUCAACAAAGUAACUCCGGAGCAAAUUUUUGCGUCGAAACAAGGGUGAAGAAAUCUUUAUUUUAUACGUGAUGUUAAUAACACGUAGAUAGUUGGUGUUUGCUUUGUUGUUUUAUUUUGAGUUCGAAGGCAACUUAGUUCCAGGGGAGAAUCGAAAACGUUGCGAUUUUAAUACUUCUGACGAAUACCACAAAAGUGGGCUUAUCAGUGCUACGUGUCGAUUGUUUUAAUUUUCCGUUUUGCUGUUAGGUUGAGGCUAAAGAUGCUGAAAGCCGUGAUUCUGAUCGGUGGUCCCGAAAAGGGAACCCGUUUUCGUCCACUCUCGCUAGAUACACCAAAACCACUGUUUCCGGUAGCGGGGAAACCCAUCAUACAGCAUCACGUUGAAUCGUGCGUUCGGAUCAAAGAGCUAAAGGAGAUCCUUAUCCUUGGUUUCUAUCCCUCCACCCAGAUGCAACAGUUUGUAAGCAACAUGCAGAAUCUUUACGACGUCAACAUUCGCUAUCUGCAGGAAUUUACGGCCCUCGGUACGGCCGGUGGAAUGUACCACUUUCGGGAUCAGAUUCGUUCGGGCAAUCCAAUUGCAUUCUUCGUGCUGAAUGGAGACGUUUGUGCGGAUUUCCCACUGCAGGAGCUGUAUGAUUUCCAUCGCAGCAAGAAGGAAAAUGUGCUCGUUUCGAUUAUGGGCACGGAAGCAACGCGUCAGCAGGCCGUACACUACGGUUGCUUGGUGCUGGGCAAAGACGAGGAAGUGACGCACUACGUGGAGAAGCCACGGUCCUAUCUGUCGACGCUGAUCAACUGCGGCGUGUACGUGUGUUCGAUGGACAUUUUCGCCAAGAUGGGAGCCGUGUUUCAUUCAAAACAACAGGACUAUAGCACGCUUAACAAUGGCAACGGUAAGGAUAGUGGCCAUAUUCAGUGGGAGCAGGAGAUUCUUACACCGUUGGCCGGAACGGGCAAACUGUACGCGCUGCCAGUGAACAACUGGUGGUCGCAGAUCAAAACGGCCGGUUCGGCCAUCUAUGCUAACCGACACUACCUCGCACUGUACAAGAAAGCGCACCCGGAUCGUUUGGCAAACGUUGGUUCCAAGACGGAGAAUGGUAAUGCAAAUCUGGUUUGCAAUAUUAUACCGGAUGUACACAUUCACCCGACGGCUUCGGUACAUCCUACGGCAACGCUUGGUCCAAACGUUUCGAUCGGGCCGGGAGUAGUGAUUGGGCCGGGAGUUCGUGUUCGUGAAUCCAUCGUCCUGGAGAAUGCAGUCAUCAAAGACCAUUCGCUAGUGCUCCAUAGUAUCGUGGGCCGAGGUUCGCAGAUAGGAAUGUGGGCACGAGUCGAGGGCACUCCGAGUGAUCCGGAUCCAAACAAACCGUUUGCCAAAAUGGAAAAUCCACCACUGUUCAACACGGACGGUCGGUUAAACCCGUCCAUCACAAUACUGGGUUAUGCCGUUAGCGUGCCUUCGGAGAUGAUCGUACUGAAUUCGAUCGUACUACCGCACAAAGAGCUAAGUCGCAGUUUCAAAAACGAAAUCAUCCUAUAACGGGUGGGAUGUUACCGUGAGAGGGAGUUGAUGGAAAGGAUAGGUUACUGAUAUGUUACGGAAGGGUUUGAUCAGUGGCGGAUCAAGCUCCUUGGAGUCUCUAGGCGGAAUAGCAAUUGGGGGUCCUUAUCAAUACAAAAGUGCUCAUCGGAAUUAAUUUACUUGAGAUUUGAGACAAAUUUUAGUUUUUGGUUCUUACACAAAAUACACGACAUUUUACAUCGCCGGCUAAUGUUAUAAACUCACGUCUGGCAGAAACUGUCUUAUCAAUUACUUCUUGUAAAAAUCUUACUUCCUAUAUUUCUGAUUGAAUCUGGUUUACUUACCGGAGUGUGGACGAUACUUUGUACGCAGGAUACUUUGCUGUCAUAAACCACAGGAAAGGAUUCACUUCGGAAGGCAAAAUUGCUUCUUCGUGGCCACUUUGCUUUUACACACUUUUCUCUUUUCUUUUUUACAUACAUGAGACACUUUGGCAUAUUUAAAACACUACACUAGCCUACUACAAUGGCUACAUUUUUCACCCAAUAGACGAAUCACGACUUCACGCAAUAAAUAAUAAUCUCUUCGAGCAAUAGAUAUCACUUUUUGGCACUAAAAAACCCAACCAACGCUUCCUUUUUCUCUAUGCAGAAUGGCAUAUAGGCACUUCUAUGCGCUUAGGCACAUUUAAAACACUACACUAGCCUACUACAAUGACCACAUUUUUUAAAACACGAAUACACGCAAUAACCAAAAAGCUUAUUUAGAAAUUGACAUAACUUUUUUUCAUCACAAAACAACACUUCCUUUUUUCUGUGCCAAAAAACCCAAACACUUCAAUGCGCUUUGGCACAUUUUAAACACUACACUCGGCAAAAAAUGGCCGCAUUUUUCACGCAAUGAACAAUAAGCUCAACGAGCAAUAGAUAUCACUUUUUGGCACAAAAACCUUGCUGACACAAAGGCACAUACGCACUUCAACAUGCUUUGGCGUAUUUAAAACACUAUUAAACGCAUUUUUAAAAACACAAAUUCACCAAAUAAGCAAGCUCAUUGAGAAAUGAAC